Messenger RNA from Meleagris gallopavo (turkey), 459 nucleotides. NCBI's taxonomy places the organism in Eukaryota, Metazoa, Chordata, Aves, Galliformes, Phasianidae. The record is from RefSeq and is a predicted model, not a curated record.
AUGCGGGAUAUUGUGACCAACGUUUCUCCGAGGAUUGUGCGUGGAAUUACUUCAGGUCCCAUCUAUGGCCCAGGCCAAGGCUCUUUUCUAAACAUUGAACUGAUCAGCGAGAAAACAGCAGCAUACUGGUGUAAAAGUAUUACUGAACUGAAGAGUGACUUUCCAAAACAAAUCCUGAUUGCCAGCAUCAUGUGCAGCUAUAGUAAGGACGACUGGACUGAACUUUCAAAAAUGGCUGAGGCUGCUGGUGCAGAUGCACUGGAGUUAAAUCUAUCAUGUCCUCAUGGAAUGGGGGAGAGAGGCAUGGGUCUGGCCUGUGGUCAGGUAGGUUGCAACAGCAAUGUCUUUUGUGUCUCUUCAGCAGUUCUGCACCAACACGUUGCAAGUUAUACUUCAGGGGGAAGACACAAGCAGCAGAUUACUAGCCUGAGAUUUUUAGGUUGAAUGUGUUUAAAUAUU